GCACAUCCGCGGACACCUUCUCACCCGGAGUUUCAGCGUGACCUCUAUACUGCAGUUAGAAAAUACUUGAUAGCGGAGCCGCGAUCAAUUGAAUUCUGACGACGUAAUCCCUCCAUGGCGGAAAGGUGACAAUUUGACGGAAGUUCCAUUUUAUUUGUGUGUACACAAGCAGCAAGAAGGGCUUAUGUGCUCCUCGCCGUGUCGUCUCCGGCUCGGAGUGCUCAGUGUUGUCGGCGUUGAGCCAGUUUCGGGUGCACUGCAUCAACAUGGGUGUGAUCGGAGUGCAGCUGGUGGUUACCAUGGUAAUGGCCAGUGUAAUUCAAAAAAUCAUACCUCAUUAUUCUUUCGCAAGAUGGUUACUCUGCAGUGGCAGUCUUCGGUGGUACCAGCACCCUACGGAAGAUGAGUUGAGGAACCUCGCUGGGAAACAGAAAGGAGUAAAGAAGAAAGACAGGAAGUACAACGGUCACAUAGACAACAAGCCGCUAACUGUACCCAAGGACAUCGAUCUACAACUGGAGACAAAAUGCAUUACGGAAGUCGACACAUUAGCAUUGCACUACUUCCCUGAGUUCCAGUGGUUGGUUGAUUUCACAGUAGCAGCGACUGUGGUCUAUCUAAUAACGGAGCUGUACUACAGUGUGGCUCAGCCCUCAGGAGAGAUGAACAUCAGUGUGGUCUGGUGCCUGCUAGUUCUCGCCUUUGUCAUCAAGACGCUCUUCUCUCUGACGGCCCACUACUUUAAGCUUGAAGAAGGAGGCGAGCGCUCCCUCUGCAUUACAUUCGGCUUCUUCUUCUUCGUCAAAGCCAUGGUCAUCCUCAUUGUCACUGAAAACUACCUGGAGUUCGGUCUGGAGACGGGUUUUGCAAACUUUUCUGACAGCGCUCUACAGUUCCUGGAACACCAAGGCUUGGAGUCACAGGGUCCUAUAUCGAAACUUACUUUCAAGCUAAUACUAGCCUUUUUGUGUGCCCUGAUUGGAGCCUUUUUAACCUUCCCUGGACUGCGAUUGGCCCAGAUGCACCUCGAUGCCCUCAAUGUGACAACAGCCAAAUUUACACAGACUUUGCUGCAUAUCAACUUCCUUUCCCCACUUAUCAUGGUCCUGCUGUGGGUGAAGCCCAUUACCAAGGACUACAUAAUGAACCCCACCCUCGGAAAGGACAGCUUGCCUUUGAUGGCUGAGCAGACGUACGACACACUGCGGUUAUGGACCAUCAUACUGAUGUGUGCGCUGCGGCUCGCGAUGAUGAGGCAUCAUUUGCAGGCCUACCUCAACCUGGCUCAGAAGGGCGUGGAGCAGAUGAAGAAGGAGGCGGGACGAAUAAGUACCAUCGACCUGCAGAAAAUGGUUGCACGUGUUUUUUACUACUUGUGCGUAAUCGCACUACAGUAUGUGGCACCGCUGGUGAUGCUGCUGCAUACAACCUUGCUGCUAAAAACAUUAGGUGGACAUUCAUGGGGGUUCUAUCUUGAAGCAGAAGAGCUGCCCUGCACCCAUCAGAUGGACUCUGCACCGGGUGACGCACCAACAACAACCCCCUCGCUGGAGGCGGCGUCGCGGGCGUCAGCGAGCCAACUAUCAGUGGCACUGGGGGGCCUGAAGACCGUCUUUAGCCCCUUGCUUUUUCGAGGCCUCUUCUCUUUCUUCACGUGGUGGAUCGCCGCCUGCCUUUUCUCCACCUCCCUCUUCGGCCUCUUCUACCACCAAUAUCUCAUGGCGGCGUAGGGCCAAUGACGGACCACAUCAUCAGAACUCCUGCUUCAACUUCCAGUGCUUCCUUCACAGGUGAACUCUGUGUUUUGACAUCCACUCCUUUUUAUUCACCUUCACACCAGAUUUUCUUACAUCUAAGAACAAUCCAGACUGGUGGCUAAAUACAGGAUCUCAUAUGCUGGACGGGUACUGCUCACAUGUGGUAAACACGUGUUUUUUACAGGUCCACAGUUAUUCCCUUACAUUUGACUGAAUUUGGAGGUUAUUAAGUUGAGAUAAGCUGCCUUACUUGGGCAAAUACUGACAGACUAAAGUCUUUGAAAAGUAUUUGGAAGUGAUGCAGAAGAAUAGGGGGUGGGGGGUGCACUGUCAUGAGCAGGAUGAAUGUGUGUACAGUAUGUAUGAAUGUUUGUUAGGGUUGUACGGUAUACCGGUACUAGUAUAGUACCAUGAUACUAAUGAAUCAUAUCCGGUACUAUAACGCCUCUAAAAAGUACCGGUCCCCCCCGUGCACCCCCUCCUUUUUUUUUAACGGGCAUGACGGCGCGUCGUCGUCAGGUCGUGACAUUGCUGGUUUUACGAGCAGAGGAGCGUGUUCGGCCGCGCACACACGGAGUACUUACAAGCAGACACGGUGUGUCGACAGAAAAGGGAGAACGGACGCAUUUUGGCUUAAAAACUAACGAUAAAGGUGAAGUUAUAACACUGAAACACCCUCAGGAACAGGUGCUUUAAGACAUGGCUAGCUAGCUUGCGGCGAACAUCCUCCCGCAGUCGGCAGUGUUUUAACAACUUCGAAAUCACUAAUCCUCGCCUCCAUGGCGACAAAUAAAGUAAGUUCCUUACAGGUAACAUUAUCACUGGAGGACGAGGAAUAGCUAAACAUGCUUCACUACACACUGUAGGAGGAUAUAAUAGCUCACAAUGUAAACAAACGCCAUUGGAGGAUCUACACCUGACAUCCACUGUAACAAUACCAAGUAAAGGAGCGUAUCUAGUCAAUACUACUUUGAUAUUUUUUAGCAUCACAAAAUCUUUUUAAUUUUUUUUUAAAUGUAUAUUCUGUUUAUAAAAUUUGGGAAAUACGUCCCUGGACACAUGAGGACUUAAAUUAUGAUCAAUGUACGAUCUUGUAACUACUUGGCAUCGGAUCGAUACCUAAAUUUGUGGUAUCAUCCAAAACUAAUGUAAAGUAUCAAAGAACAGAAGAAUAAGUGAUUAUUACAUUUUAACAGAAGUGUAGAUAGAACAUGUUAAAAGAAAAAGUAAGCAAAUAUUAACAGUAAAUGAACAAGUAGAUUAAUAAUUCAUUUUCUACCACUUGUCCUUAAUAAUGUUGACAAAAUAAUAGAAUGAUAAAUGACACAAUAUGUUACUGCAUACGUCAGCAGACUAAUUAGGAGCUUUAAUACUAAAAGACAAGUUGUCUAAUAUAAUCACUAUUUUAUUUAAGGACAAACUUGCAAAAAAAAACAUGUUUAUUGUACCCUAAGAAAUUUUUUGUUAAAAUAAAGCCAAUAAUGCCAUUUUUUUGUGGUCCCCUUUUUUUAGAAAAGUAUCGAAAUACAUUUUGGUACCGAUACCGGUACCAAAAUAUUGGUAUUGGGACAAUCCUAAUGUGUGUACAGUAUGUAUGAGUGUGUGGUGUGUGUGGUGUGUGUGUGUGUGUGUGUGUGUGUGUGUGUGUGUGUGUGUGUGUGUGUGUGUGUGUGUGUGUGUGUGUGUGUGUGUGUGUGUGUGUGUGUGUGUGUGUGUGUGUGUGUGUGUGUGUGUGUGUGUGUGUGUGUGUGUGUGUGUGUGUGUGUGUGUGUCACAACCGCGACUGAAGAUCCAUACUCGUUCAGAGAUGGUCGGAAUACGUGAAGUUGAAGAGUUUAAACUGAGCCAUUCUGAAAACGAGAGUGCUGAGCUCUUUCAGAGCGGCUGUGACCAUUGAGAAAAAAAUUUACGAGGGUAGCGCGACGCUUUUCGCCCGCCGUGUUCCGCAUGCGCUCCCUUCUGAAGCUCUGUCGUGAUCGACUUGUUGAAGAAAAAAAUAGAUUUUUUUGUUUUUUUUUCCUUCUUUCUCAAAUCACUUUAUUUUAUAAUUUGAGUGUUUCUAACGAAUCAAAGGGAUUCCCGCAACGGUGCCAAGUGUUCCACGUCCACACCUUAAUGGCCUUGUUUUUCCUCGGCCAUGAAGAAGUGGUCUCUCUCCGUAACCUAGACCCAAGUGUAACUUUUUAAGCUCAUAAAAAAAGUCCAAACCUUUCAACUACUUAAGGCCAUAACACUUUUUUUUCCUCCAGGAGACACGCAUCAUAUCACAACUUCUGUUUUACACAACGGGAAAUUUGAACUAAUUAAUGAAUGUAUCAAUCCUGCCUAAUCUCUAGAUUGUUUUCAUGAAACUGAUUUUUGUGUUGUUUUUUUAACUUCCCACACUUCCUCUUCUGCCAUUCUGCUACGGGGACAUUUUUAUUUGUCCGAAUGAGUAUUUUUCUUAGUAUUUAUUAAAGAUGUCUAGGCCUGUAAACAUUUCAAAUUUUAACACAAGAGGUUUUAAUUUUGGUGUUAGCAUGCAUGGUGACUUAAAUCAGUUUUGUACAUGUUUUGACAGUUUUUAAUCAUGUUUUGACAGUUUUUAAUCUGUUCAGUUGGGAAGUAGCUGGGAUACUUUCAAGAAUUCAGCUUGAUACCACUGAAAGUGGGUAUUCACAAAUUAGUUCACACAUGUUGUUCCUCCAUGUAUUUAUUUCAGAAUGUGUCUUUUAAUAAAUUAUGUUCUUUCAUUUGUGGA
Molecule: messenger RNA, 4497 nt
Organism: Entelurus aequoreus (snake pipefish)
Lineage: Eukaryota; Metazoa; Chordata; Actinopteri; Syngnathiformes; Syngnathidae
Gene: tmem161b
Product: transmembrane protein 161B
Exons: 12
Coding region: 267-1730 (487 amino acids)
Source: RefSeq, a predicted model, not a curated record